GUGGCGGGGGGGGGCGGGUUGACCGCCGCAUAUUUCGCAAAUGGAGGUCUCUUUGGAGAGCCCUUCGCUGUUUAUCAAGACGAAGGACCAAUCAUGUGCUGAAGUCUCCGUUUUGUAGAGUUUUCAACUACGUUGACACCGUAGGCACGAUUGGGGCGAUGGAGAGCUUGUCGCUGGCGCUGUUGAUUAUGUUUCCAUCCGCUGGACCGGUAUACAGAAAGCUAAACAGCAUUUAGCGCCCCUCGCUUUCUUUGGGUUUGAACUAUUGACGUUUCAUAGGCUUGCUCGCGUCCCCGCGAACUGCACUGUUUACACUUGAUUUGAGAAUUUCAGACUCGAAUGACGCAGCACGCGUCUAUGUCGAAGGGGUUCUUGUCGCCGAGGCCAUAGGUGGCACUCUCGUCGGAAGUGGUCAGGUUUAUCUUCUCAGGGGGGCUCUACACGCAAUCACAAUCGAAUAUCACGAAUCAAUCGGGACGGCUGCCAUAGCCCUGGCAUGGUCAAGUCGGGAGGUGUCACACCAGCCCAUUGCUUCUUACUACUUAUACCCAAGCUGGAUGCCCAUUGACGGCAGUCCUUUUGCCCUUGAGCUUUCAUCACGCAAUAAAAGCGCGUAGCAUACGGGAGCUCGGCAGCCCGUUAAGAAUACUCAGUCGAAAGCUUAGCCGCAACCUUGAGCAUAUCACGGUCACUGCCAGUGGCGUGCUCGUACUGCCAGUGGCGUGGCACUAGCAGUACGAAAGUCAGUACGAUGCACAGGUCGUAACUUGAAGUGGAUACCCUGGUCCGGAAUGAAAUUGCAUUUACGGCAGUACAAUAUGUUUCCGGUAACGAGUUAGUGAGUUUAGACCACCUAUCAUGAUCCAGCUAAAUAAAACUGCUGGCUGUUGUGGUCCUCUCCCAGCUCGCCGCUUCCCCGGGUUCCGGGGUGGCGCGGCUUAUAUUUUUUGGCUCAUAUGGUUUCUAAUGGCAUCCAAGGGUUGGGUUUGAGUGAUGAUUUGCUGAAGCAUUAUAAGAAGGAGAUAGGUGAAAUGGCCUUGGGUAUUUUGGAUGGCGAGCCCUACGACUCGCCUAUCCAGGAGGGCAUACUCCUGACUUGUAUGGUUGAAAUGCUACCAUAUGUUGAUUCUGAUAAAUCAGAGUUUUCUGAUGAAGUAUUUGAGGGAUUUUUGCGCGACCCUGCUGACGAGAUAAACGAGGAGGAACGUGGAGAGGAGCCCCCUAAAGGCGAGUCGGAGAGACAUAUCCUCCUGCAGCUUCAGCAGUCCAUGGGUCAAGUGGUUGGCCAGUUGAAGGAGUUACAAAGCUCUGUCAAGGAGAUUUCACGCAGAGUGCAACGUCAUGAUGCGAUUCUUAAUAGUCGAGCCACUGACAGCCGGGUCAUGGACCUUUCCUUUUUAAAAGGCGAUCAAUUGCGUUCUGAGGUGGAGUCUUUCCGGGACUUGAUAACACUCGAUAGGACCAUACAAGGGACCACAUAAUACGGGCCAGGGGCAAUUGUAUACCUAAAAAUGGAAUGCCCUUCGGGUCGCGGUGCAAAAUCACCAGCGGCUGCAGAUGGUGC
Molecule: messenger RNA, 1564 nt
Organism: Aureococcus anophagefferens
Lineage: Eukaryota; Pelagophyceae; Pelagomonadales; Pelagomonadaceae
Exons: 2
Coding region: 957-1481 (174 amino acids)
Source: RefSeq, a predicted model, not a curated record